AUGGAAACUAAUGAACAAAACACUUUGAUAAAAUCAGAAGAUGGUUUGGUAGAACCACAGAACGAUGAUCCAGACCAGCAUGAGAGCAAUCAGAUUUUACAACCCAGAAAGGGUCUACCAGUAGAUGGCUCUACUGGAGGCUGUGCAGCACAUCUCUCCCAGAAAGAAGAAAACAAAGCAUUCAGGCCAAGCCUAGAAAUAAGGAGACAAGGAGAUUUACAUAUUGAAAACGAAGAUAGGCGAACUCAGCCCAAUAAAUUUGCUGGGUAUGAUGUAGCUAACACAGUUCCAGAAGUGGAAAGGAGAGAUGAAAUCAUCCAUAAUUUGAAACUUGAUGAUCUAGGAGAGAAAUCUACUUUUAGAGACUCUCUUCGAGUGUUUUGCCUAAAUUUAAAAUCUGUUCUCCCGAUGGUCAUAGCUAUAUUGAUAAUCUAUUUUGUCUCUUUAGUUUAUAUCUUCACAUACUGAGUUCCGCUGGUCUUUGAAGACUGGAAUGACUGGAGCUAUUUUUUUUAUGAAGACAAGGAUAAAAUUCCUGGAGUAAGAAAACUCCCAAAAAGUAUUCAAUGAGUCAUAGCAGGAGUUAUGGUUUUCUUAUUCUUGAUCAUAAAUAUUUCAUUCUUUAGAGCAGCAUUUACCUCUCCUGGAAGCCUCAAAAGAAGUGAGGAGUGGUCUCUACGAGAAGACUGCUUAGCAAUGUUCAUGCCUGAAGAGAGACUUCAAAAGGAUGACAUUCUCUCCCUAAACCCUUCAGAUUUUCUGAAAGACCCAAAAGAAAUCGUUCAGGCCAAAAACUCGACCAGAUACUUAAAGAAGGCAAAUAAACUGAAAUAUUUUGUAAUGGAAAAACCAUGGAACUUAGUCAAAAAGGACUUCUUCAAUAGAACUCAGUCAUGUAUUAUCAAAGCAAUCGAUUCAACUGAUACUACAUUUAAAUUAAGGAAGAGACUGAGAGAGAUCAGAGGGGAAAAAGGACCCUUUAGAGAUCUCAAAGAUCAUGAUGAAGACACUGAUGAUGCCCUUUCAGAAAUAGAAGAGCAGAAAGAUCAAUUUGAAGAUACCCCUUCUGAGAAUGAGUCUGAGCCUUUCCUUGAUAAAUCAAAAGAGGAUCCGAAAGAGCUUAAUAGAAAAGAGGAUAAUAUUUUUCCUAUAUUCAGGUCAACUUAUGAAAAGAAGAGCCAAACUGAAGUUAGAGUAUGCCUAAAAUGAUUAAUAAGCAAGCCUGAUCGGUGCCAUCAUUGCUCUGUAUGAAACGCCUGUAUCUUAGCAAUGGAUCAUCAUUGCCCAUGGCUUAAUAAUUGAGUUGGACUUCGGAAUUACAAGUACUUUUUCAACACAAUUUUCUACAAUAUGAUAUCUGCAAUUAUCUUUUGAGGGACAUAUUGGGAAGUAUUGGGAAAAUUAAUUGAUGACCCUGAUACUAACAUACUGAUCCUCUAUAUGUGCUGACUAGCCUUCAUUUUAGGCAUCAUAUUCGUAAUAGUCUUAAUAGGUUUUAUAAGCCUUCACAUAAGAUUCUUAUUCACAAACUACACAACUCUUGAAUACUGAGAGAAAAAGAGAGGCAAUAUCUCAACUUGGCAGACAUCACCCUACUAUUCUCCAAACUGGAGAUAUAAUCUCUCUUGCAAGCUUGGAUUUGACUCUAUUCUUUACUGGUUCAUUCCUCUAGCACCUACUCUUCCUCGCGACCAAGGCUAUCAUUACAAAGUGUAUAAAAAUACAGGCAGAAGUAAUACCUAAAUUGCUGUAAAACAAAUCUCUAAGGCUC
This is a messenger RNA of Moneuplotes crassus, 1771 nucleotides long. Lineage: Eukaryota; Ciliophora; Spirotrichea; Euplotida; Euplotidae. The record is from the annotation of a GenBank genome assembly.